Symbiodinium necroappetens is the source of this 635-nucleotide messenger RNA. Lineage: Eukaryota; Dinophyceae; Suessiales; Symbiodiniaceae. The record is from the annotation of a GenBank genome assembly.
GUAAGAUGCACCGGGAGGGCAACUUCAGCAUCCACGUGAAGAGGCCAAAGAGCAGCAUUCUGCUCGCCCGCGUUGACGUCGCUGGAAUCAAGCGCGAGCGCCUCUUCACCAGCGGCCACGGCACAGAAGAAGGCUGGAUAAACUUUGCACCUCACAGUCAUCUUCCGACAACGGACACCUUGGACAUCUGCCUGGAGGUGCUCCACUGCGCCGUGGUUUCGAAGCCGACUUCCGAGGGAAGCCACAUUACGUGGGACCUUCGCGAGACGUUGGGUCGAAUGCCGUAUGCCAUGGGUGUGCCCUUCGUGGAGGAAGUGAGGGCCACCUCCGAUGAGGGCACCGCGAUCCACCUGAUGGUCACCUUCUUUCCGGGCGGACACACCUCAGCUCCAAGGGACCAUGUAUCCCUGUGGGUGUCGCCACUGAGAGGCUUGGAGGAUCGCCGUUACGCUUGCAUUGUGGACGGCAGCCAGGAGCAGCGCGGUUCUGGCGAGUCCAUCUUGCACUUCCCGCGUGUGGAGGUCUUCGGAGAAAUUGGUAUUGUCAUUUGCCGAUCUCCGAGCCCAGAUGCCCCACGGCGAUUGCGGCGCUUCAGCGACCGGGAAUAUCCUGGGAGGGAGCCAGAAGCAGCGUAG